Xyrichtys novacula (pearly razorfish) is the source of this 23876-nucleotide messenger RNA. The record is from the annotation of a GenBank genome assembly. Lineage: Eukaryota; Metazoa; Chordata; Actinopteri; Labriformes; Labridae.
UCAGAUUGGGAUUUAAGAAGUAAUUAAUUCACAAUGUGAGCAACACUCAGUGUUGAGUAUGUUAGACAGACAAUUGCAGACCCUGUAGAACAGAUGCAAGUGUUGAGUGUCUUUUUGAGGACAUCAAAAUUUGUUGCCUUUCACAAAAGAUUUCAUAACCACAACAUCACUCAAGAUGUUCAGAAUACUUUUAGAUAUCCUAAGGUGUUUUUUAAUAUCUUAGCUCUAGUUCUGCUUUGAUGCAGGGGAACAAAUAAAGUCAGCUGACUGCCUUUUUUUGCUUUAAGCCACACGUCAACAGCCCCAUCUGUUGAUUGUGAGCUGGGUGAAGUCCAUCUGGAGGUCCUUCUGGAUGAGCUGAGUUUUUGUCUCAGACAUCAAAACGAUGAUAUUCACUGAACAAGAAAAUCAUCCUGUGGGUUUUCAUUAAAAAGUUUAGCCCGAUUCAAACUGCAAGUUUCAAAAUUAACACAGGAAAACACAUUUGAGAUUUUCUGCUCAAAAUCCUGACUAUAAAACACCAAAGUUAAAUUUACUGAAAACCACAGUUUUAAUAAACAUGGCUGCACCAACACCCUAAAAUAGGACAGACUUUGUAAAUAUGGAAUAUGAUAUUCAUAAGUAUGUUUAAAUCAGUUUAAAAUCACCUGAAUACAAAAUAAUCAUGUUUGUGUUUAUUUGGAAUGAGCCUUUCUAUCUGCACAAAAGCCAGUGCCCUCACACAGAAACUGUCACCUUGCAUGUCAUGUUCUCACAGCAUAGAACAGACACAAUAGUGACACUAGUAACAUCUUUGUAUUUAGUGAGUUGCUGCUCAAUAUAAUUGCCAGUAUGUAAUACAUCAUUGUGAUACUAGAAAGUGACAGUUUUCUAUUCAUAGGGCUGCAUCUAUUGGUCAUUGUCAUUAUAGAGUAUUUUCUGCCAUUUUAUUUCUAAGGCUAACCAAUGAAAAGCUGAACCUUUCAAUGAUCAAAAUAAAAACAAAAACAAAAAUGUCAAACCAUUACUUCAACUCUCCAAAGGUGAUUAUUUACUGUUAUCAAAUGAUAAACGAAAAUACUUUAUUCUUACAUUUACAAACUCAAAGCAGCGUUUGCUUGGUUUGCUUGAAACAUCACAACAUAACUAAAAUUGAAACAUAAAAUUCUAUAGCUUAACUAAUCAAUAAAGUGAGUGAUCAUUGGAGAUCUUUCACACAGACAGAAAAUCUAGAAAUCUUAAUUUGAUUUCAGACAGGUGACAAAAAGUCGUGGAAAAAAAAGUCCUUCUGAGUUUGUUUACCUUCCUCUGGCUUGAUUUCAAGUGCCAGGGGCAGACCUACGCGAUGACGUUAUACGUUUCAUCACGACGUCGUGCGUACACUCUUGCUGCCUCUGCUGUGCUAGCUCGGUGGCUAGUUUGUGUGCCGCUGCUUUCCUUCUGCUGUUGUCGCCUGAGGGUAACCUCCUCGUAACUGCUCUAAACUUCUCUGGUUAGCGGUUUAACAUUCCCAAGGGCGUCUGAGUGUCCGUGUCGGGCCGUCGCUAUGGCUCUGCAAGGCCCGGAGGAGCUGGGGGAGCAAGUCGAAGAGCCAGAGGACCUGGACGACCAGGACGCUAGUAGCAUCUCCCCGGCUGAGGAGAUAACUCUCCCUCCCGGGCCUGGAGGCGACGAAGAGCCGGAGGAGGCUCUCCUGCUGCCCUGGGACCGCUUCUCCACCUGGCUGCACUGCAUCUGUGUGGUCGGCUUUGACCUGGAGCUGGGACAAGCAGUGGAGGUAAGGCACGGCUGGGUCAUGUAACUCCUCCUCACAGCGGCUGAAAAUGCCUAAGUUAGCAGUUAUCAAGGGCUGCGGCUAUUUCCUGGAUGGGAAUACCCAAACCUCUCUGUCUGAAUUUAAGUCUGGUCCUUUGUUUAGUUCCUCUGUAAUCCAGUUGCGCUCAAAUAUUCAGACACAAAUGCUGCCUAAGUGUAAUAAUGUUGAAUGUAAGACCAUGAGGUCUGUGGUAGCUAAGGUAAAUUGUAUAUGACUUGUUCCCCAGGAGUUAGUCUAUCCCAACAGCUUCUCUGCAGAUUCUAUUUAACAAGGUGUGUUUUACUUAAUGUUCUCUGCAAAGAGGAGCAUAUAUCUAUUGUUUUUAUCGCUGAUGAGUCAGGAAAGGCAUCUCUCACAUGUAGGGUUCGUAGGGUGUGUAUCCAUCUGAAUUCUCUUAUGAUAACCAAAUAAAAACACCUGUUGUCCUCAGAAGAGGUCAGAUACAGAGCCUCUGAACUGAUCCAAAGUAAUUACCGCUUUUGUCUGCUCAAUAGUUCAGCUGCACAUUCCUGCAAAGCUUUCUAUUUCACUUUCUCUUCGAACUGAGACAGGACUCACACUCUUGCUUUGUCUUUUAACACAGAAAUUUGUGAUUUGAGAUUGAGUUUGGUUGCAGUUGUUUUAGAGAUUAAGGAAUUUGGAGGCUGUUAGUUUUAGCAUCCUGCUGUCAAGUGUCAGCAAAUUGUGAAAACUGUGUGUCACAAGUUUCAUAAAGUUGUGGGGGUGUUUUUCAUGUCCCUGUCUGCCUGGAGUCAAAAGACUGACAGAUUUGGUUUACACAGUUUUUAUGUUAAUAGUCGCUGAUUUAAUGUACAGUCAAAUGCUUAAGCUUCACAUCAUUUCUGUUCCAACAUCCAACAUUAUAUUUGUGUUAAUUGUUUCUUUCUCUUCCAGGUUAUUUAUCCACAUCAUUCCAAGCUGUCAGAAAAAGAGGUGAGUCAGAGUGAUUUUACAUCAAAAGAUUUAAUUUUCAAGAUAUCCAUCAUUAAUGCUGAUAAUCUUAUCAGUCAGAGCUUACCCGAUAGAUUGAACCUUGAAGGGCAGUGAAGCUUUGUGGACUAUUUCUUGAUUAUUUAUUAUUUGGUCAUUUUAUCUUAAAUUGUAUAUCAGAGCCUUUCCCAUGGUUGUGUCUAACUUUGCAGUAAGUCAUUUAUUGGUUCAUAUGUUAUUUUUUUAGAGGAAAAUGCAGGGAUAUUGUGAUAGUUUAAUGAUGUAUUUAAGCUUUUAUUUUGAUAGUUUUUGUAGUUGUUGCUCUCUGUCACCUGUGUAAAAAUGGACAGAUAGGAUAGGAUGAGUGGACACCAGAAAGGAGAAAAUUUAACCAUAACAUGCCACAAAAAUACAAGGACACCACUGACUGUUGGAGAGAUUAGCUUUUUUUUUUUUAAUUGACAAAAAAAGAAAAUGUGAUGACAAAAGGAGUAAAACUGCUGCCGGGUCUUUGUUUCUGAGCAUUACAGGAGCUCUUUGGAUGCUUCAGGCUUGAUGAAUUUAUUGCUUCUUGUCUUAAUUUUACACAGCAAAUGUCUUUAAAAAGGAAAAAAAAAACCAUAAAAACAAAAAAUGUGUUUUUGCUGUAGAUUUACAAUUUAGUGUGAUCCUACCUACAAUCCACUCUGUUUUUACAUGCGUUAAGGAAGCUUAUCUCCAAGUAUCGCCUGUGGUAUAACAGCGUGAUAACAUCACUGAGAGAACCCAAACAGAUAAAAGUCUCUUCUCUUUCAGAAAACGAGUAUCUGCUACCUUUCUUUCCCUGACUCCAACUCAGGUGAGUUCCUGUUACACCUUCAUAAUGUCUUGAUUAAUUUUACUGUGUCAUGUGGAAACUGUGUGAAACACACCGCCUUGCUUUAAAAUGGAUCUUUGAUUGAAGAAACAGCUUCCAUUUAAAACACAGAGUAUGAAUGAAUAAAGAAACACAGUCAUGAAUAAAAACAGCAAAAGGGAAUCAGUGCCUGACUUGUGCAGAUGUGCAGUGAUAGAGGAAACUCUGCCAUAAUAAAGUCAGAGCCGGUAGUUAAAUUGCAUUUCCCUAAAAUGGAAAAAAUGAUGUCAAGAUUUUAUAAAGAGAGACACUGAGCUGUUUCAACACAAAGAUAGUUUUGCACAAUUAUUGUCAAGGCCUUGCUGUGUUACAGGUGUGUUCCAAUGAAAACUGUACUUUCAUUUUAAAGCAAUAAUUGUCAUAUAAGGUUAAAAUGUAGGGCAGCACUUUCAAUUUCUAUUGCACCAGAUGAGCAGGUAUAUUGAUUUCACUUUUAUUUUUUGAAGCGUUUUACGGGUUACAAAAGCAGCUGCAGCCUCAACAGUGAGAAUUUUGAUGGAGGUAAUGGCAGGCUGAAAAAGGUCAGUCCGGUAAUUGUGUGACAUUCAAACGUCUUUAGUUUUUUUUUUUAAUAGAAUAGAAGUAACAUCAGCGGCAGAAUUUCAGUACCAUUUCUACUCUAAAGCAAACUCUCAAGGCUGGUUUUAAGCAUUGCUGUUUAAUAUUUUUGUGACUUUUUGACCCCCCCCCCCCCGCUUGCAAUAUUGACAUGGACUUAUUGUAAGACUGGUUUGUGCUCAAGUCCUCUUUUUUCUGUGAAGCUCCGUUUUUAAAAGUUAUUUGGGGGUUCAUGUUUUCUAUGAUUGACACUUGAUACAGCCUAUAGGCGUACGAAGAUUGCGUAGCUCACGUGGUGGAUACGCCGUUUGAGCCGAGCGUCAUCACAGCGACUCUCGACAACUCUCCCGCCGAAUGCACUCAAUGCUACUGCGCAAGUAAUGGAGUUCAAUGCUACUGUGCAAAGUUGGUUUCAGGAAGUGGAGAAAAAAAAAGCGAAAACCGAGAGUUUUUUGGCUUCAAAUCCGUAUACUGGCAGAAGGCGGAACCAAGUUGUCCAUUGUAUAUACAGUCUACGAGCUGCACCAAGACACAGCUGUUAACAUAAUUUGAAACAAGAAGAAGCCCAAAGAAAAUGAGCUAACACACAACUUUUCAGAGACUGUAAUUAAUGAGUGAAGAGAAAGUGGAGAGGGGAUUGGUUAACAUAUGAACAAACAAACCACACCACAAAUACCACGUGUGUGUGUGCGUGUGUGUGUGUGUGUGUGUGUGUGUGUUUACCUGCAGGUGUGUGUUUUGUUGACUGUGAGUCAGCAUGUGGUUGAGCUGACGAACCUGCUACCCUCAAGAUGACGACAGGAUUAGGACACAAUACGUACUGAGCUACUAUAUAUAUACUGAAGGUGUGUGUCCAGGAAAGAAAGAAGGAGACAGAGAGAGGGAGAGAAUUAUUUCACAGUGGAUCUGGAGCUUUUUCUCUUCCUGUUUCCUUCUCCUGUAAUUCAGUCUCACAUAUUAGCUUGAGCUGACAGAAUCUGUCUUUGACUGACUUUGAUUCCUCUUAAGACGUUGGGAAGGAUCAAGAGUCUUUAGUGUGCUCAGGAGGAAGCAGUGACACAUGUUUUUAUUUUGUUGUCUUUGUACACAAGCACACAGGAUUAAAUAAAACCAUGUCUGAUUAUGGAUUUCCACCUGCAAGAUUUUUUUGAAGAGGCAUCUUCAAUAUAAACAUGCUUAACACAUUAGAAAUAACGGCAGAGUGCAGUUGUGAAGCCUGUUAGGGCGAGAGCUCACCUCUCCUGAGUGAAGCUGCAUGCUCUGUCUCCCCCUUGUCCCCAAAUCUAAUGAGGGAAGAGGGAAAACAGAUUGAAUACAGAUACCAGAAAGAAGAUAGAAAGACAGAGCCAGGAUAGGUAGCAAAUGUGGACCAGAACACACCCCCUAUUGGAUAAGGCUGUACACUCUAACACCCUGUCACCCAGGUUGAAUGAUGUUGCAGGGAGGAAAUAGUAAAAAUAUGUAUGGCAGCAAGCAAAGCCAUGGUAUGUAGCCUGACUGGACACCUAGGGCUGUAAAGUUGACUUAGUGGUCGAUACGUGCUGAGUCGACCAAAAUUCUGAUUGGUCGACUCAUUUUUUUUCUGUGUCAAUUUACAGUCUAUGGCUGUGUCCGAAAUGGAUCCCUAACCCCUAUAUCGGUUGACUAACAUGGCUCUUCACCUCCCAACUCACUGGAGACCGGCUGGAGACAGGGAGGUGAAGAGCCAUGUUAGUCAACGCCCGGUGGUUUGCUGAAUAUUUGUUUUUAUUUUGAGCAUUUCAACUUUCAUUGCCUUCAAUUGCCUUCUUGUGCUAUCAGUAUAUUUUUACUCUGCCGAGACACGUCGUCCCCCACCGUCGAUUUUUGGUCGAAAGUUUCAGGGUUUUAGUCGACCAAGAAUUUCUUUGGUUGAUUACAGCCCUAGACACACCCCCAAGUAAACAGAGAAAAACGUUUGUCAAGAGAUGUCAGAAAGGGCGAAGAAAAGGUAGAGCAAGGCGAGAAAGCCAGACUGGAUAAGGACGCAUCCAGCUGGGUUAGACUGCAUGCUCUACCUCCCCCUACUCCCCCUAGUCUAGUGGGGUCAGGAAGACAAAACAGUAAGUAGGUAGAUCCCAAAAAGAUGCUUAAAAGAGGACAUUAUCAGGGUAAUAAGUCUGUUAGCGGUAGAGCUCACCUCUUCUGCUAGUUGAGGCUGGAUGCUCUACCUCCCCCUAGACACCCAGUCAAAUGAAGAUGGAGAGGGACAACAGUGUGUGAAAAGUUUCCUGAAGGAGGACAUGGAAAGCAGAGCCAGAGUGAGAAGCCAGUCUGGGCUGGGACAGACCCCUGCAGCAUGAGGCUGGACGCACCACCUUACUUUGCUCUUCUAUUUUAAUGAAGGAAGAGAGAAGAGGAAGAGGAGAUGAAUGAGUAGAGAUUAAAAUUCUGACAUAUAAAGAGAGCAUGUAUUCACUGUCUUAAACUGGAUUUCAACAAUCUCAAAGAAUUGGUUCUGCUCGGGUUUUACAGUUUUUCCAAGGAUACUGAAUUAUCAAAAACUGGAAGCACAACUAUUUGCAUUUUCCUUUGCUGUGGCUGUCAGGGUCACAAGUUUGAGUUUACUUACUGUAACACACACUCAGAUAUAGACAAACACACACAGAAACCCUUCAGGCUGAGAUUUAGAUCUGUGUUUGAGCUGCUGAUGGCCCGUUGCAUGCUGGGUGGUCUUGAAUGCUACGCGGCGCGUGAUGUCAGAGGGUCCUGGCAGAGCUGUAGGAAGUGUCUGUGUGUAUCUGUGAGUGUGUGUUUCUAAAGUGAGUGUGAUCAUGAGUUCAAGAGUGUUUGUGUUUAGGCUAUCUGAAGCUCUCCUCUUUAUCUCAGUCUCUCCCUCACACUCACUCUUGUGUGUCUGUCCUGUGGAGGACACGCAGAGGUCGUGAAGAGGUCGAGGUCCAGUCAGUGACUCAUCCGGCACUUCCUACUUCCUCUUUCUUCUGCAUCCGCGUCCUGUUUGUCCAAGAAUCGGACAGAAACCUGUAAGAUUCAAAGAAACUGACUGAUGACUGAAUAAUUUGGAAAUGACGUGGACCACCUGUUUCAAACCAACCUGAUCUGGCCAGUGACGUAGGAUUAAAUCGGCGUCACCUACAAAAAGCGUGUUACCAUGGUAACCCCAUCAUAAUUCUCUUGUGUUUCCAGGUUGUCUUGGCGACACCCAGUUCUGCUUCCGCUUCCGUCAGGGUUCAAAUCGGAAGUCGUCGCUCGGCUGCUUCCUGGAAAACACAGACCGUGACGCUCCGCCCUGUCUGAAGGUUGAGACUCACACACACACACACACACUCACACACUCUACACACCUGGAUCAUCUGGUUUAUUGGUAUAAUACUGUUUUCUUUAUUUGUGUGUUCCAGAGAGACCAGGGACAUUACUACGGCUACGUGUAUUUCCGUCAGGUGCGAGACAAAUCCCUGAAGAGAGGAUACUUUCAGAAGGUCAGAGUCAAUCAUAUUGCAUUAAUAGGACAUGACUCAGCAAUAAAUAUGUUGAUCUUCGAGUCCGUGUGGUCAGCAGACAGAUUAAUGUGAUGUUAAAGCUCCUUUGGGGAACUUUUAAACAGUGUUGAUUAAAAGUUCAUUUUUUCUCUUUCCUUUUCUCACUCAUGUGUAAGUUGUAUUUUUACUAAAAAAGAAAAAAAAUCUCCUUUUGAGUUCUUAAACCUGGUUGGGAGCAGCACCACUCAUUUUAUAAUAAUAAUAAUUAUAUAUAUGUUCUCUAAUAUCUCUAUCUUUACAAGGAGAACUGUGAUUGCAAGCUAACCCUGUAGCCAGUCUACUGAGGACUUCUGGUGAUUAUUUACUAUCUGGCAGGUUUUUAAUCCAACUCUAAAGAGCUGUGUUUGUGCAGUAGAUGAGAGACGCUAAGAUGCCUGAUAAUGUAACAUUCUUUUAUAUUUUUGUGGGAAAAAUUCAAUGUGUUGUUCUGUUCAAAGAAGGAGACAAUAAGUUUUACAAAGUCUGUCAACCGACUUUUCUCUCCUGGUUUUCUUGAUGGUCACGUUUGAUCAGGAACAGCCGAAGAGUCAAAGUUCAACAUGCAGCAGGAUUGUUGUCUUCUUUAAGCAAAGGGAAUGUUUAUAGACAACCUUUACACAUGGAACCAUUUUCACAUGAGCUUUGUCCACAGAGAGCAUUAUAUGGUUGCGCAUUGGUUAUUGUUGCUGUUUGUGUGAUUUUUUAAUUUUUUAUGUUUAUGGUCAAAUAUGUAUUAGUAUGUCAACCUGAAGACAUGUUUACUGCUCGAUUGUGUUUGAAAGGUUUGAGGUUCUACUUGCAUUAAUGCGCAAUAAGGAGCGUCAAAAAAAGCAUCUAGGAUUCCCAAACCAACUAUUUAUUUGUCUCUCUCAGACUCUCACUAUGAUCCGUUACUGUAAAUGAAAAACAAAGCUGUUAGUAAAGUGUGCUUUCUUUAUCUCACUUCAGUUAACACCUCCUUCGCAGAGGUGGGAACAAGCUGUUCAAAUAACUGUGUAAGAAGUAAAUCGUCCUGCUUGCUUUGUGGACGCAGUAAUCAGAUAAAAAAUACUCCUUUAAAAGAGCUUUAACUUGUUAAAUGAGGAAAUUAAUUCUAACUAUAGUUCUUCCAGUAUACAAACUCAUAUACUCUUGAAUCUCUUCCAGCUGUAUCUGUAUGCAUUUUCUCAUCCUUUUCGCACUCUUUAUUUAAAUAUUUUGUUAGAUGUUCGAUUAAUUAAACUGAUUGUGAUUCCUUCACAGUCUCUGGUCCUGAUCAGUAAGCUGCCCUAUGUGACCUUCUUCCACUCCCUGCUGAAGAUCAUGGCCCCAGAGUAUUUUGAGAAACAGGAGCCGUGUCUGGAAGCGGGUAAGUCUGAUUGCAUGUCACAGUCUGUACAUGUUCUGAUCAUGUUCUUCAUAUGAUACACAUACGGACACAGAGAGAGCGUUCUGCCUCUGCUCUGCGUUUAUCUUGUUUUCCGGAAGCUUGCAGUCAAGUCAUUAGUUAAAGCCAGACCAGCAGACCACGAAACAGAAGGAUCAUUUGGAAAAGAAGGGCAGGUUUGUGAAUUAGUUGGAAAUUGUAAACAUUUAUAUUAUGUAAUUUAGGGAUGUUCCCGUCGGUUAAUUUCACUGACGUUUAAACGACCAUUUUGAAACCGAAUAUUCAAAUACACGAAAAUUAAUGAACUCCCAGAAAAUAGCCCAAAUUGAGCACAUGCCGAUCUAUAUGGCCAGAUAUCAUCUGAAAUAAAUAUUAAGAGUACAUUAAAGCCAUGCUUAUAAUAUUAAAAUAUGUUACAGAAUCUUAUUUUAGCGCUGGAGAAUGACAGAAAGUACGUGAAAGAUCAAAGCAAUUAAGCUCUGCUGCGCUCAAGCCAAGCAGCCUGCUGCGUCAUCGGCCUGCCUCACACCAGAAGAACACUUUAUCUAAAUCAAAAAUCUCCCAAACUUUGCUCUUUUAUCUCACCGACAUCGCUCUGGCUGAUCGCAUGUGUUGAUUCACUCUGAGGAAGUUAACCCGCGAUGCCAUGCAUGCUGCAGGCCAGCGCUGCGAGCCCAGAGCAGCGAGCCAGGCAGAAAGAGUCGCACGCAAAUGAUCCACACAUUUUAGCUUGUUUAAUGCACACUUUUAUUAAGACAUGAGGGUAAAAACAUAAUUAAAAAAAAAAACAAAAGAAGCUUUUUUUUGCUAUUUGCCCCCCCCCCCCCCCUUUUUUUAAUUUUUUAAUAGAAUAAACGAAUAUUAUUUACUAAACAGAUAGUAAGGACAGCCCCGUUUACACGAAUAUCCAAAUAACCGCGCACAUCCCUAAUGUCAUUGCCUUGCAGACUGCUGUCUUCAGUGCUACCCCUGAUUUAGCCUCUCUCUAAAUGGACACUUUACCUAUACCUCCUUCACCAUCAGAAACUCUUGACUUUCUUUCCAAGGGUUGUUAGUUCAGGGGGGAAUUUUGUCUUCACCAGAGAUAGGAGGAGUUAGAAGAGAGUGGGGACAAACUGUCACAUAAAGCUGCUACGCCCUCUGCACUGGUCAGUCAAGCACAGUAAAACCAUUGUUAGCAAACCACUUUCUGGUAGUUUUGGUGCUGUGGGCAGGUGCCAGGUCAGGUGUAUCUCCAUCAAACUUCCCAGCAGCUGAUCCUCUUCCUCUCUUUUCUAUGAAGCACACAUUUUGGCCUCACUGUGAUGGUUUAUUUGGAUACAGAAUUUUCCCAAGUUGCACACCUCUCUCUGCACCCUGAUUUUUAACCCCUUCUAAAGUAAAAUGGAAAUAAAAUGAAUUUGUUCCGAACAGCCUCGAAAGCACUAAAGGUGGUCUCUGGAAAAUACUCCGAACAGUUUAUACAAAAAUAUCCUAAUGAAAACUCUUCAGUGUGUUUUAUCAACCAUCUGGACUCGUGACAGGGACACUUGACAAAUUCAAUUAACCUUAAUUGUAUGAAGGUCACAGAGUCACAGAAAGCUCAGAGACAGAUUUCUUCAACUUUAGAACAAAAGCGCCACUUCAACCUUUUUUUCUGCACUCUUGCUUUUAGGUACUUCAUCAAACACCUCUCUGUUAAGCUUCAGACACAAAGUGGAUGAUAACUUGAUGAAUUUAUUCAUUUGAGGCUCCGAUCCAACAAAUCCUGAUUCAUUAAGCUAAUGUUUGCUUCUUUGUUUGAUGAACAGCUUGUAACGACAUAGAUCGCUGGCCGACGCCUCAUCCUGGACGAAUCCUCACGCUGCCUAUAAUGGGCGUUGUCAUCAAGGUAAAUGCAGACACGCAAAAAGCGAAACGCACACACGGUGAACUCAGUAGGUGGAGAUCAGCAAAUGCCAGUCAGAACUGUCUCUGCAGCUGAAACCUAGAGGUGGCAUUAAACAUUACUGUUCAAACACAACCCUUCAGUAUAAACACUCAAGACUUACAGACAUUUUGCUUUAAUCACAGACUUUUUUCUGUAUAAGAUGCUGAUAGCUACUGUUGUUACCCAUCAGUCUUCAAACUCGGGUUUUUAGGGCUUAGGUUAGGAUUUCUCCUGUUGCUGUGUUGAUGUCCUUUUAGCCAGACGUGGACAGAUUUUAACUCGUGCUGAACAACUGAGUGAAUUUGUGCGAUUGCAACAAAGUGGGAUAUGCUGUAUUGGGAUUUGUGAUUAUAAUGAGUGGUUUUAGGACUCUACCUGCUUUGACAUAAAGGAAUCUGCUGAAAUGAGGCUAAAAAUACCUAGAGUGACUCAGGACUCGUAUUCUGUCCACGUGCAAACAAUCAUCAGCACAGACCAGCAGAGACGCCAUCAUCAAUAUUUGAUUAAAGCGGGCUGGUGAAAACUCUCAGUGAAAAACACAGCUGUGUGUCUGUGCUUCGUCUGCUGCAGGUUCGCAUCCCCACCUGUUACGACAAACCAGGAACCUCCCAGCUGGUCCAGUCUGCCCAGGUGAUCCCUCAAUAAUAACACACCUAUGAAACAGUUCUAUUAUUGGUCAUUUAUUGAUCGUUUUAAAAAUGUGUUUCUGUUCUCCAGACUGACAGUCAGGUGUCCAUCGUGCUCCCAACCAUCCAUGAAGUCGACCUUUUCAGGUGAGGACAGCAUGGUACUGUUUUAUCCUCUGCUUCCACCUGCUGGUCAGCUGUGGUACUGCAGCAGCGUCACCCAUGGCAACCCUCAGGGGCUUUUGGCGUCACUGAUGUCAUUAUUAUGAUUUUCAGCAAAUAAACUCCAUAACUGACUCCUUUAUCAUGUAAUCUCUAUUUAAUCUCUUUUUUUCAGAUGUUUCUACCCGGUCUUCUUCCACAUCCAGAUGCUCUGGGAGUUGGUGUUGUUAGGGGAAGCUCUCGUGGUCAUGGCCCCGUCGCCAGCAGAGUCUUCAGACACUGUGUUAGCGUUGGUGAGGUGAGUUUGAGAAAAAGCCUCGCAGGUUUUUGUUCCAGCAGAGGGAAAUUAUUAAGUUUGGGGUUUUAUUUGAUUGGGUCAGGGAUGAGGGUAGACUAACUAGUCCUGUGUCUUAAAAAAAAAAAAAGUUUUACCUCCUCAUGAAGCCGAAAGUCAUUCAGAUAUUCCUCUGUCUGUUCUCUCUGCAGCUGUAUCUCUCCUCUGCGCUACUGCAGCGACUUCCGGCCGUACUUCACCAUCCAUGACAGCGAGUUUAAGGAGUACACAACCCGGACUCAGGCGCCGUGAGUGCAGAUGACUCAGCUCUGUUUUUGGGUGUUUUUGCUCUGGACACAGACCUGCAGCUCUGAGUUGUUUGUAGAUCCAUUUCCACCUCAGGGUCUGCAUGUGAUUGAACCAGGCCUAUGUGAUAUGAGGAUGUAAUGAACCCAAAUAAAGAAAUAAGAGCAAAAGAGAGAAUAAAUUUUCCUACUGUUUAGUAUGGAGCAGUGUCUGAGGUUUGAAUCAGGCUCCUUACUCCUGUUAUCGUGCACGCAGCUGUUUUAGUACCUGUGAAUAAUUGAAGCUCUGUUUCCCUUCUGCAGGCCGUCAGUCAUUCUAGGAGUGACCAAUCCUUUCUUUGCUAAAACUCUGCAGCACUGGCCGCACAUCAUCCGCAUCGGAGACAUGAAGCAAGCAGGUAGAUGUGAAAGUCCUUCUGGUCAGGAAGUUUUUAAAUUUUUACUCUUGAGUUCAGCAGAAAACUGUCAGAGUAUUUCAGCUCGGCACAGUCCACCUCACCUGUUCUUAAUCCUCAGAAACAAUCUCAGCGUAAAUGUUACAAACUUGAGUACAUCAGCUGUCCUGUAACAUGAAGGAUAAAAACGUGUCUGAUUUCUCCGUCUGUCUCUUCAUCAGGAGAAAUGGCCAAACAGAUGAAGGUCAAGAAACUGAAAAACCUCAAAACCCUGGACUCUAAACCUGGUAAACCUUCACACCCUGCAUGGAUCUUCUGUUUCCUUUCUGCCAUGAUUUCUGUGUUUUGAUAUGGAGGAUUCAGCCUCUUAUGAAAACUGAAACUCUAAAUUUUGAGCAAACCCUCACAAAAACUUUCGAUUAUUCUAGUUAAAGAAAUCACAACGACACGAAACAAGUCUGAUACAGAAAGAUGCGCCAUGACAUGAAAUAGCUGUAAAAACGAAUGAAGAGCUUCUUUAAAUCUCUGUUCUGUCUGCUGGACGCCAUAAACCGAAGAGUUUAGUGAAGUGAAAAGGUUUUGACAAACAGUUUCACUGCAUUUCUGAAUAAACAUCAGCUCACUGAUAAAGAAGCAGACAUGCUGAGCGUCUCUCUCUCUCUGUUACAGGUGUGUACACUGCGUACAAGCCGUAUCUGAACAAAGACGAGGAAAUCAUCAAACAGCUUCAGAAGGUUUGAUAAGUUUGUGUUUUUUGAACUUGUAAUAUCGAACCACGAAACCGUCAAAAGCUUUUAAACUUCAUUUUCAUUGAUUUAUUGACACACAUUAUGAAAUACAGAGGAAAGAAGUACAGACAACAUUUUCAAAAUAAAUCAAUCAAAUAUCAGGAUCAGUGAGUUAGAUCGAUUGUAGAAUAAAGAGAGGAAUUCAGAUGAUUUUUGCUCCAUUUUUUGAUCUUCUAUCAGUUUGUAUUAUCAUGUUGUAUUGUAUUGAAGAUUAGUUCCUCUUAUUUGACCACUUCAGAAGUGUGUUUCAGAGCAGAGGUCCAAAAUCAGUUUGUUUGCAUUCUUGGAGCACCAAUGAGAGGGUGAAGUGCCAUUAUACUUUAAAACCAUAUAAACACAAACUUUCAGGCUUGGUUAGGAGUUACAUGUUGUAGUUCAGAGGAGCCUAAUUAACAGAUAAACGAAGCUCCUUUUUAACUGAUUUGAUAUAAUAAGUUUUUUUUUGCUCCAUUGAUUAGAAAGUGAAUCCAAGGAGAAUCCUUUUCAGCGCUCUCUGGUGUUUAAAACAGACAUUAUGAGUCACAGUUCAUGUUUCCUUGAGUUUGGUACCAGACGUCACCUUUACCGUAAUGUUGCACUGCACCCUUACCAGUCACUUCUGAAACAACAGUCCAGACCACAGACAGGACUGGUUUCAGAGGCUGUAGUGGUUUAUCUGCAGCUGAGGUGAAUUUAGACGAUCAUCAUGAGUCAGUGCUGCUCAGUGUUGAAGGCCGGCUGCUACAACAUGCAUCAAUAUUCUCCUAAAUGCAAGAGUAGAUCAGUGUUCAAUGAUUGUAUUGAUUUAUGAUUUUUGUUUUUCAGGGGGUUCAACAAAAGAGACCCUCACCGGCCCAGAAUGCAAUUCUUCGACGCUACUUUUUAGAGCUGACACAGAGCUUCAUCAUUCCCCUGGUAAGACCCAAUUCUUUGUCUGUUUAAUGACGAUUUAUAUCAUUAAUUCUAUAUGUGAAGAGCUGUGCUGGCUUUAAUACUUAUUUAUGGUUACUAACAAGUUAAUAACCAACCUGCUGAAGAAACAUUUUGAAAAAUCUCUAUUUGUUAAAAAAGGAGGGUGAAUUUUGGGCUUAAAGAAAGCAGAACCAGGUGAUACAUGAUUUAAUUACUCUAUGCACAUUGUGAUUCACUAUAGAUGGUUAUCUCGACAAUUAUCAGGCCUUAGAGGGAUUUUUGAGUAAUUCUUGAAAUAAAAAUCACAUUAGGUUAUGCCAUAGAUGUUAAAGGCACCAUCAGGAGUUUUUAAUCCGCUGAGAAACACACUCAGACUGAUCCUGGUGCGUCUUUAUGACCCAAACUGGACCAUUAAAAACAUGACGAUAAUUUGGGCGUAAUAGUUUUUAAUGCUGCUCAGAGGGAGAAGAUGGCACACCACAUGACCAACAGCAGAAAAACACUCUCGUUUACUGUUUUCACAGCAAAUAGAGUGAAAAUACUACUUCUAUAUGUGCGAGACAGCAGAUAAGAGGUAUACCUUUGUCCACAGGGGGCGCCAAUAUCAAUACAAACAGGCAGCAGAUUUUACUGUCAUACGUCAGUGCUAAUAAAUCAAAAUACCGACCCUGAAAUAUGUGACGUGCCUCUUCCGGGCUCUUUAGAUUGACUUCCCUCUAAAGUCCCUCGUGGCCGAAAAAAGCCACUUUUUUUGUCUGCUGUAAAAUCAUAUUGGAUUAAUAUUUUUUUCUGAUUUUUUUUUCACACAUCUUUUAUUUUACUUCUGCCCUGUUCGAAACUAGCAAAUGUUUCAUUGAAAACAAUUUUUUUUAACCCUUUAAGUGCCAAUUUAAGACAAAAAGUCACUAAUAGGGCAAAAAAUUAAAGGAAAAUGACCCAUUUUUUUAUAAAACAUGAUCAGAAACUGGUAAUCUCUAGCAGGGUAUCAGAGUCUUGAAUAUGUCAGAGAUUAGUAAUAUCAUUGACUUAGAUGCCUUUUAGGUUUUUCUGUAGCAUCAGAUUUAAUGAAAAACUGCGUUUGGCGCCCCUCAGUGGCCAAAACUACUUUUUCUGCUGUAAAAUCGUAUUGGAUUAAUAUUUUUUUCUGAUUUUUUUUUCAUACAUUUCUUAUUUUACUUCUGCCCUGUUCAAAACUAGCAAAUGUUUCAUUGAAAAUAAAAAUUUUAACACUUUAAGGGCCAAUUUAAGACAUAAAGUCACUUAAAAAGAAAAAAAAAAUGGAAGGAAAAUUUUAAGGAAAAUGACCCAUUUUUUUUAUAAAACAUGAUCAGAAACUGGUAAUCUCUUGCAGGGUAUUUAAGUCUUGAAUAUGUCAGAGAUUAGUAAUAUAAUUGACUUCAAUGCAUUUUAAGUUUUUCUGUAGCAUCAGAUUUAAUAAAAAACUGCCUUUGGCGCCUCCCAGUGGCCAAAACUACUUUGUCUGCUGUAAAAUCAUAUUGGAUUAAUAUUUUUUUCAGAUUUUUUUUCAUACAUUUCUUAUUUUACUUCUGCCCUGUUCAAAACUAGCAAAUGUUCCAUUGAAAAUAAAAAAUUUAACCCUUUAAGGGCCAAUUUAAGACAUAAAGUCACUUAAAAAGCAAAAAAAAUGGAAGGAAAAUGGAAGGAAAAUGACCUUAUUUGCUUCAUAAGAGACUUUUUGUCUUAAAUGGGCCCUUAAAGGAUGAAAAUUUUUAUUUUCAAAGAAACAUUUGCUAGUUUUGAACAGGGCAGAAGUAAAAUAAGAAAUGUAUGAAAAAAAAUCUGAAAAAAAUAUUAAUCCAAUAUGAUUUUACAGCAGACAAAGUAGUUUUGGCCACUGAGGGGCGCCAAACGCAGUUUUUCAUUAAAUCUGAUGCUACAGAAAAACCUAAAAGGCAUCUUAGUCAAUUAUAUUACUAAUCUCUGACAUAUUCAAGACUUUAAUACCCUGCAAGAGAUUACCAGUUUCUGAUUAUGUUUUAUUAAAAAAAUUGGUCAUUUUCCUUCAUUUUCCUUCCAUUUUUUUUGCUUUUUAAGUGACUUUAUGACUAAAAUUGGCUCUUAAAGGGUUAAAAUUUUUAUUUUCAAUGAAACAUUUGCUAGUUUUGAACAGGGCAGAAGUAAAAUUAGAAAUGUAUGAAAAAAAAUCUGAAAAAAAUAUUAAUCCAAUAUGAUUUUACAGCAGAAAAAGUAGUUUUGGCCACUGGGAGGCGCCAAAGGCAGUUUUUUAUUAAAUCUGAUGCUAAAGAAAAACUUAAAAUGCAUUGAAGUCAAUUAUAUUACUAAUCUCUGACAUAUUCAAGACUUAAAUACCCUGCAAGAGAUUACCAGUUUCUGAUCAUGUUUUAUAAAAAAAAUUGGUCAUUUUCCUUAAAUUUUUCCUUCCAUUUUUUUUUGCUUUUUAAGUGACUUUAUGUCUUAAAUUGGCCCGUAAAGGGUUAAAAUUUUAUUUUCAAUGAAACAUUUGCUAGUUUUGAACAGGGCAGAAGUAAAAUAAGAGAUGUAUGAAAAAAAAUCAGAAAAAAAUAUUAAUCCAAUAUGAUUUUACAGCAGACAAAGUAGUUUUGGCCACUGGGAGGCGCCAAACGCAGUUUUUCAUUAAAUCUGAUGCUACAGAAAAACUUAAAAUGCAUCAAAGCCAAUGAUAUUACUAAUCUCUGACAUAUUCAUGACUUUGAUACCCUGCAAGAGAUAACCAGUUUCUGAUCAUGUUUUAUAAAAAAAAUGGGUCAUUUUCCUUAAAUUUUUGCUAUAUUUGUGACUUUUUGUCUUAAAUUGGCACUUAAAGGGUUAAAAAAAUUGUUUUCAAUGAAACAUUUGCUAGUUUCGAACAGGGCAGAAGUAAAAUAAGAGAUGUGUGAAAAAAAAUCAGAAAAAAAUAUUAAUCCAAUAUGAUUUUACAGCAGACAAAAAAAGUGGCUUUUUUCGGCCACGAGGGACUCUGGAGGGUGAAAAUUUGUUCUGGCUUUAUUAUUGACCUGGUGAAAAUGUUGAAUUCAUGUUUUCGAGUAGAAUUUCAAAUUAAGCUUAGAAAAAAAAAUUCAUCACAUUUGCUGCAGUAAAAAAAAAAAAAUAUCCAAAUAAGUCUCUUGUUUUUUCGUCAAAUGGCCGAAUUCGGCCACAGGGACCCGGAAGGGUUAAUAAAACCAGUAUGAUGAUCUUUGAAUGAAAGUAUUACAUAAAAACCUUCACUUUAUUUUCCGUUCACUCAAAUAUGUCGACAGAUUUCAGGUCAUUAUGAAACACCCCUGUGUGUAUUUCAGGAACGAUACGUGGCCAGUCUGAUGCCUCUCCAGAAGUCCAUCAGUCCCUGGAAAGCUCCUCCUCAGCUGAGACCGUUCAUCCAGCAGGACUUCAUGAAGACGCUGGAGAAAGCUGGACCUCAGCUCACAUCCAGACUGAAAGGAGACUGGAUAGGACUCUACAGGUACACACACACACACACACACAUCCACGCGUGCACAGUUGAGUCUGGUUCUGCUCGAGGUUUCUGCCUGUUAAAGGCAGAUAGACUGUAUGUUAUUCUGAGCUUAAUGUGGACGGACCGGACCUGUGUGUUUCUUUUCAGGCACUUCCUCAAGUCUCCAAACUUUGACGGCUGGUUCCGAAACAGGAGGAGAGAGAUGACCCAGAAGCUGGAGGCUCUUCACCUGGAGGCGCUGUGUGAGGAGGUGAGAGAGUGGCUGCGGUUUAGGGCCGUCCCUCUUUAUGUCAAUGUCACUUUUAUUUCUCAGAGUUUGAUCGAGGGUUCACGUCGUUUGAACUUCCUGUACUUCUGUAUCCAUCUCUCUUUUUGUCUCGGUGUCUUUAGGACCUGCAGGAGAGGGUCCAGAAGCACUCAGAGGUGGAGACGGUCGAUCUGGUCCUGAAGCUGAAAGAUAAACUGGUCAGUGUGAAAUCUGUCGAAGCUCAAAGACUUGGUUUACUCCUCUGUUAGGUCUAAACUGAUAAUUCUGGUUCUGCAUUAACUCCUCAGUGAAUAAGAAGACUUCUUCUUCAUCACUGCUGUUUCUUUUCGUGAAGUUGUCGAAGUUUGUAGGUUUUUUUCCUCGCUAAGACUUAGUUCAUCAUUCCUCCAGGCUCUUAUCUUCCACUGUUUUUACAUGAAUCCUCCAUAUACAGGUGUCAGUGUGGUAUGAAGCAGGACUUUAAGGGUUAAUCUUUUUUUUCUCUAUCCUCUGUAGAGUCAGGCUGAGAGGGAGCAGCUCCCAGUGCGUCCAGGGACUGUGGCCAAACUGCGUGCUCAUAUCGAGGCCGUCAUCCUGUCGUUACCGGAGGACCUGCAGGGGAUCCUCCACAAACCCUCCACCCCCUGACCUCUGACCCCUGGAUUGAGCUUGUUUUAAAGUUUGGGGAAUCGUGGGUCGGCUCUCUGCUGGAGGGAUCUGUUGAUUUCAGACCAGAACCUCUCAUGGCAGAUCAUGGAAAGCACAUUUUUUUCCCCUCAAAUACACAUCCAAUUAUAUUUACUUUCACUGCUGCUGUGGCAGCCCCGAUAUCUCAGCGAUGAAGAGGUUUUGAAAGAACCAGCUGGUCCCAUCUGGAGCUUCUGUGCAGUUUCCAGGAGCUGAAACUGACACGAGGAGCCUCAGUAAGGAAGUUUUCCACCACCCGAGCAAGUGGCCCCUCUGAGAGUCACCACACCUUCUCCAGCAUUCAGCUCGGUAACAGAGGUUUCAGAUCUGAGUUCAAAAAGGAUUUCUCACAGACCUGGAGCAGAGAGCAGGAAGAGAAACUCCACAGAACCUCGGCGUUUUGCCUCGCAGUGUUUUUAGGUUUUACUUUUUUAACUUGAAGAUGAAAUGCUGCAGUCAGGUGGAUCAGACUUUCAUCCAUUUUUAAUUAAAAAAGAAGUGCACUUCAUUAUUCACUGGACCAGAGUGCCCUUCACACACGCACACACACACACACACAGACACACACACACACACAGAAAAACACUUAUUAUGCAAAAGAAACUGAACCGAGCAGAGCCAAGCAGUGCUUUAUAUGUGAAUCUGACUAAAAUGUAAAAGCAAAGUGGCCGUGAAGUUCAAAGCACAAACAUUUAAUGACAAAAAAACACACAAAAAACAUUUCACUGAAUGUUAAAACAUUUGACUACGUGCUGAAGUAUCAUGAACACACCGAAAAUAUGCAAUAAAAGGCAAAAAUCAAACAAUUAAAUAACUCAUAAAUUUUCAACAGUAUUUCCAAAAACACACAAAUAUUCUACAAAAUGUUAAUAUUUUAUUGGGAAAAUGCAAAAACAUUUAACAGGAAGCAAAAAAAAGAGUUCACAAACUUUUGUCCCGUGUUGAGAAAAGUUUUUACAUUUCAGGAAAAAGUGUUGCACUCAUAGGAAUAUUUUUAUUUUUUAAAAAUACCUUCAUUCACUGAUUUUUUUUUUUUUUUGACAUUUAGUGAAAUUUAUUUGCAACUUUUAAAAAUGUCUUUGCAUUUUAUGAAACAUAUCUUUGCUUUGUUCAUUAGAGAAGUGUUUUUUUCUUUCUUUGACAGUGAAUUGUUUUUGCAUUUCCUGUUAUGUUUUUGUUCAGUCAAAUGUGUUCAUGGUCAUAAAAUAUUGUGCAUUUGACCUUCAGUGCCACCGUAAACACACAGACAGCAUUAAGCACCAGCAAACCUGUAAUAACUGUUUGCAGAGGAGCAUCCUCAGGAGCCAAUUACAACUCUGCAUCCUGGUCACAUGAUCAUGGCAGUCUGAAAAUAUAUCCACUCUUAUCCUGAAACAUCCUGAGGGGGCUGAUGAUUAAUGUUACAUUUGUAUCACUCUCUAGACUGAACUCUGAACUUGCGUGUCACUCUUGUCAUGUGAAAACCUAAAGAGAGCGAGAACAAACAGAAAUGUGGGACGUGAGUAUGACGACACACGCCAUGUUAAAGAAACAAUUCUGUAAUUUGAUUUUAAAGUUUGACGCAUGUCCCAUCUGUUUACAUGGAGGAGGUGGGCUUUAUGACCUAUAGGUAGCUCCAAGUGUCGGGACUCCUCUUUGUUGGAACCAACAGGUUUUUUUCACAGUCCAGUUUGAACUGACAAAUUAUUUUUAUUUAUGCAGGAAAAAAACUCAACAGCUCGAGUUAAAGCAUUUUUGAAUAUUUUAUUUGAGUUUGACAGAUUAAUUUUUGCUUUGCCACAAAAAACAAAAAACAAACAUAACAUAAGAAAAUAAAGCCCCAACACGACUCUGAGUUACAACAUUAAUAGCUGAUCAUUUUAAACUAUAAAAGGGUAUGAAAAGAAACAGACUUUCUGUAAAAUUGGACCUAAAAUGAUGAAUUUUUGAAUUCUGAUUUCCAGUUUUUCCAUCUGUUUCUGUACUUUGCUUUUUUUCCUCAGUAAUCAGAAAAACUUGAGCUCUGGUUUGGAUGGUUUUCAUGUCACAGCAGUGACCCAAGAACUUUAUUUCAGGACUUUUAACGCCUCAAAGUUCAGGAUUUCAAAGACUCUGUCUGGCGAGUCAGCAGCUCAUAGGCAUCAUGUUGACUUUAUUGAGUUUUGCAAGUUCAUUUUUAUAUUUUUAAGCAAAUAUCUCUGAGUGUUAUUUAUUUUUUGCCAUGCACUAAUUCUUAAGCAGUUUUGUUUCAAAAGGGGAGAGACUGAAUUAAAACACAAAAAAUCUAACUUCUUUUACCACUAAAAGAGCCUAAACUCUCACGCCACAGCUGCUCCUUCACUCAGCGCACAAAAAUAUUCAAAUAAAACUGAAAUUUAAAGUGACAGGCUGUUUUAUACUCCAGAAUAAGGUGUAAAUCUUUUUUUUCAGACAGGUCUCGUUUAGCCCUAUCAGACUGUACUUUUAUUUCUAUGAAUGUAAACAAAUGGUAACGAUGGGUGGCCUCUUGUUGCUAUAGUAACAGUGUAUAUUAUCCCAGUCACAGCAGGUUUUGUCAUGUUUUAUGAAGCCUUAACAUCUGUCAGUUUUAUAUCACAGAGAAAAGAGUUAUUUUAGCUGCCACAUCAUGUAGAGUUUCAUCUUAAAAGAUGCGACACAUUCAUUGCAAACAGCAGCUGAACACUGACGUAUUCAUUAAAAGUCCAACUUUAAACUCACUAUAAUCCUGAAUGAGGAGCGAAGCAGAGAAGCUUGUUCUGUCCAGAAAGAGAUAAAGUACGAUUUGUAAGUAAACACAGGAAUCUGAGGAAUUGACAUUUACGGGUGCACUACCUGAAAUUUUGACACAGUAGAUAUUUUUAAACUGACUAAUGUAGUUUUGUUGUCAAAUUGUAUCGUUAGGUUUCUCAAAAAUUUUUGCUGUCUUGAUUCCACUGCGUACGUCAGGUUACGAAAUUUCGGCCCGAUGAAAACUUUGGCUUGAUAUCAUUUUUUCUCACUGAUGUCAUGUAGCUGAUACAUUUUGUUGUGGAAGAGCCCCUUGUCACUGCUCUAAGGGCCUGUGUCCACUAACAGUGUUUUUUGCACUUCCACUUCCUUCAGUAACGACUGUUAAAAAACUGCUCUGUAUGCAUCAUAUUUAUUUAAUUUGUUGACAUUUUACAAAGAAACAAAAUAUGCUGCUAGAAAGUGUGAAGUAACGUUAACACAGCAACUUUUCAUCUGGAAAUUGUACCUCUAGAAAAAGUGUGGUUGGUUUUGAAAAAGUUGCAAUCAAAAGUCCCGAUCCUUCUUGAUUGUGAUUGGUUGGUGAUGGAAAAGUGAUAGUGACUCACCAGUGUGACCAAAGGCUUACCUGUUUUAGUCUCAUUCAGAAAACAGGUGAUACAAGUGCAGAGGGCUGCAUUAAAUGGACACAGGCCCUUAACUGGGGCUGAAAUCGUCUGAUUUUCACCCAUUUUGGCAAUAUGUUGACUUCCUGUUAUUAAUUUUUGUCAUCCUGAAUGUCUUUUCACCUGGCGGGUUUGUGCUUCCAUACCUUUGAAACAGAAACUGUGACAAAAACUAAAUUCACCAGAAACUUGUACGCUUAUUUUUCAGGGUCCAAAUCCUCGUAGAUGAUGGCGUAACAGAGUUUUUGAAUUAUUAAUGAGAAAUUAAAAAAAAAAAAGACAAAAAACACUACUUCUAACGUUUAAGUAAAUUCUCAGCAAUGGAGGAUUUGUUGUUUUUGUUUGGCUGAAUAUGAGACUGGGGGCUUUAAGGACCGAGAGCAGAACCAAAGACUUAAUGAGUUUGUCUGAAUCUGGAAACAAAAAGUUUGAUAGUUCACUUAAUUUAGACAAGAAGAGGAUAAGUUCUUCUCUAAUCUUCUUCUCUUAAUUUCCUCACCCUGAACUCAAAUUUACUCCUGAGAGUAAGUCAGUCUGAUGAGAGCUCAGAGCUCCUUAAAGAGAAGAAAAGAAUCAACAAACUCAUUUAAAGAAAGGGAAAGUUUGCAUACCUGGAUCUAUGAAAGCUGAAUUUAAAGGCACAUUGUAGCUCUAAAUGACAAAUUAACUUUGAUUUCCUUCAGCCCGCUCUUAAUUAGCAUGUUUGGAUUAAUUUGAGGUCCUUUCAGAGUCAUUGCAAACUUUGAUUUACAUUUAAUUAUGAGGAAAGGCAUGACACGGAACGGUAAAAUUGUCUUCUGGCAGCUGCUUUCAAUAAAACUAUUAAAGGGCAAUAAUAGAAAUUAUUAACAAUAAAUUCUCCCGCUGCUGAGUGAGACACGAUUUACCUGGAUUCACGAACAUUCCUGGAAACCUAGAAACAAAAACAUCUCAAAUAAACCUGACAGCAAUAAUAGCCAAACAGGUCACUGUGUUUGUGGCCGUGACUGCACACAGACUUCGUUGUAAAAAUAGAAAACCACUUCUUUGGGACCUGUUGUCACAGUCAUGGAUUGUGUGUUUUGUCCUUUUUUUCUCUAUUCUUUGUGUAACAUGUUGUAUAAAUGCUUUGAAUUUGCCUUUCUUUUGUUACACACAUAAUUGUAAAGAAAAAUAACAAAAGUUCUGGUUGUAGAAACCUGUGACACUUCGAUGUUGGGCAACCAGACUAGUUUUAUAUUUGUAAGAAGAAGAAGAAAAAAAGAAGCUUAUUUUAACACGUUGAAUUUUUAUGGAGGAAUUUUCUCUUGUUCCUUAUUCUGUAGAGGAUGAAACGAUAUGUACAGGAAGGUGUGGAGUAAAAUGGUAGCCCAGAUAUGAUGAUGUACAAUAUUUUGUUAUGAGAACAGAUGUCUUAUGGAAUACAGAGAAAAUGAAUAUUUCUCCAUGUGCUGUUUGUUUGUUUUCUGACACUAAAUAUACAUUUUGUUUUGUUUUUUCAGCAGCUGGACUUUUGAAUUUGUUUUUUUUAAAGACACUUUGAGAAAUUUUUGAGACUUAUUUGAACAAACACUCCUUAACAAAAUCUUUAGAGCGAGUAUUUGGAUUUCAUGCUGGCGGGUCAAAAGGACUUUUUAAGAAGAAACAGCAGCAAGAGACAAAAAAUAAUGAGUAGGCAACUUAUUGAAAACUCAAACAGGCUGUUCACCAGCUGAUCCGAAGUGACAUUUUUCUUGUCAGAAUAAAACUUUCUUUCAUCUUU